This is a messenger RNA of Equus caballus (horse), 705 nucleotides long. Lineage: Eukaryota; Metazoa; Chordata; Mammalia; Perissodactyla; Equidae. The record is from RefSeq and is a predicted model, not a curated record.
AUGUUGGCCCACUUCCUGUCCACCAGUAAGUCCUUGUCCUUUGCGUGUUGUUUUGCACGGUUCUACUUCUUCUUCUCUUUUGGAUGUGAUGAAGGCUUCUUCCUUUGCAUCAUGGCCUUUGACAGGCAAUUUGCCAUCUGCCAUCCUCUGCAUUACCCAUGCAUCAUGACUAAACAGCUGUACACUGGCCUUGUCAUCUUUGGAUGGUCAUGUGGGUUCAUCCUCUUCCUAACCCCACUUGUUCUCAUUUCACAGUUGCCCUAUUGUGGUCCAAAUAUCAUCAAACAUUUUGUGUGUGAUCCUGUGCCAUUGAUGAUGCUGUCCUGUUCUGAAGACACCAUCACUCAGCUCACUUACUCUACUUUCAAAGCUAUUUUCAUGAUUGGCACCUUUCUCUUCAUCCUCUGCUCCUAUGCUCUGGUGAUUCUGGCUGUGCUAUGGAUGCCCUCAGAGGCUGGCAAACACAAAACUUUCUCCACUUGUGCUUCUCAUCUGGCAUUUGUCACUUUGUUUUAUGGCUCCGUUUUGGUAAUAUAUGUUAGUCCUAUAUCAGGACACCCAGAGAAAAUGCAGAAAUUCAUCACCUUAUUUUAUUCUGUGAGAACACCUCUAUGCAGUCCUCUAAUAUGUAGCCUCAGGAACAAGGAGAUGAAGCCUGCUCUGAGGAGAAUGUUCAGGAGUGAACAAUGUGUUCAUAAAAUAUAA